Molecule: messenger RNA, 6535 nt
Organism: Mugil cephalus (flathead mullet)
Lineage: Eukaryota; Metazoa; Chordata; Actinopteri; Mugiliformes; Mugilidae
Gene: slc6a17
Product: solute carrier family 6 member 17
Exons: 12
Coding region: 463-2655 (730 amino acids)
Biological process (GO): proline transport; alanine transport; sodium ion transmembrane transport
Cellular component (GO): synaptic vesicle; plasma membrane
Source: RefSeq, a predicted model, not a curated record
GAUUUAUCCCACAACACAUCCAAAACCACGUGGAAACCAGAGGUGUGCGCAGGUUUGUCACAGAGCAACAUUGCAUCGGCGAAGAGCCGACCACUGCCGCAAACACAGCUGCACAAGUUGAUGUAACAGUAGGAACCAAACUUGUGGCAGGCGUUGAGCUCCUGCGUCAGACUUUACGCACCAUGCGCUCCGUGUGACUGGAAGCUCUGUGAUUUCGCAUCUCUUUGCGCGCAGAGAUGUUGCAUACGGAGGCAGGGGCUGAAUGAAGAUACCGUACACCGGAUUUAAAUCGUCACGCCGAGUCGUCAUAACCCGCACUGCACAAGAUUUAAGAAAAGCACAAGUUUCUUUCCCUGGCACCUUCCUGUCUUCUACCCGAUCUCUCUCCGGCCCUGUUCCGUAGACUCUCGCCUCCUCGCCACCUGUCAACAUCUCCUCUGACGGAGCUCCUGCGUCGUGGCCAUGCCAAAGAACACCAAGGUGACCCAGCGGGAGCACAGCAAUGAGCCGGUCACUGAGUCGGUGGCUGACCUGCUGUCCCUGGAGCACCCCAUGGACUAUAAGAGCAGUCAGAUGAGCAUGGGCCUGAGCCCCGGCUCCACUGCUCCAGUAAAGGCCCUGCUGCCUUCCCCUGACCCGGACGCCGAGGACGGCCGACCGGCUUGGAACAACAAGUUGGAGUACAUCCUGGCCCAGGUUGGCUUCUCUGUGGGCCUGGGUAACGUUUGGAGGUUUCCUUACCUGUGCCAGAAAAACGGUGGAGGUGCGUACCUGGUGCCCUACUUUAUUCUCCUCCUCCUCAUCGGCAUACCCCUCUUCUUCCUGGAGCUGGCCGUGGGACAGAGGAUCAGGCGUGGCAGCAUCGGGGUGUGGAACUACGUUUACCCACAGCUGGGGGGCAUCGGGGUUUCCAGCCUCAUGGUUUGCGGUUUCGUGGGCCUAUAUUACAAUGUGAUCAUUGGCUGGAGCAUCUUCUAUUUCUUCCAGUCUUUCCAGUAUCCACUGCCUUGGGCUGAAUGCCCCUUCCAGAGAAACGGAUCCCAAGCCAUUGUGGUGCCAGAGUGCGAGAAGAGCUCGGCCACCACCUACUUCUGGUACCGCCAGACUCUCAACAUCACCAGCUCCAUCGACGACACCGGGGGCCUAAACUGGAAGAUGACCCUCUCCCUGCUGGUGGCUUGGAUCUUGGUCUGCUUGGCUGUCAUCAAGGGCAUCCAGUCCUCGGGGAAGGUGAUGUACUUCAGCUCCCUCUUCCCGUACGUGGUGCUUUUCUGUUUCCUGGUACGAGGCUUGAUGCUGAAGGGUGCGGUGGACGGCAUCGCUCACAUGUUCACCCCUAAGCUGGAGAAGAUGUUGGAGCCGCAGGUGUGGAGAGAAGCAGCGACGCAGGUCUUCUUCGCCCUGGGUCUGGGCUUUGGAGGUGUAAUUGCUUUUUCCAGCUACAACAAGCGAGACAAUAACUGCCACUUCGACGCAACUCUGGUUUCCGUCAUCAACUUCGUUACCUCCAUCUUGGCCACGCUGGUGGUGUUUGCUGUGCUGGGGUUCAAGGCAAACAUCAUGAACGAGAAGUGUGUUGUCGAGAACGCAGAGAAGAUCCUGGGUUACCAAAACACAGGCGUGCUGAGCAAAGAUCUCAUCCCUCCUCACGUCAACUUCUCCCACCUGUCCAGCCAGGACUAUGCAGAAAUGUAUGGAGUCAUUAAGACGGUGAAGGAAGACAUCUUCGACCAGCUGGGCCUGGAUGCUUGUGUCCUUGAGGACGAACUCAAUAAGGCGGUUCAGGGCACUGGUCUGGCCUUCAUCGCCUUCACAGAGGCCAUGACCCACUUCCCUGCCAGUCCCUUCUGGUCCGUCAUGUUCUUCUUCAUGCUCAUCAACCUGGGCCUGGGCAGCAUGAUCGGCACAAUGACCGGCAUCACCACUCCCAUCCUGGACGCUUUCAAGAUCCGUAAAGAGAUCCUGUGUGUGGCUUGCUGUGUCAUCGCCUUCCUGUUAGGCCUGCUGUUUGUGCAGCGUUCAGGGAACUACUUUGUCACCAUGUUCGAUGACUACUCUGCCGGUUUGCCUCUAACCGUGGUGGUGAUACUUGAGAACGUGUCUGUAGCCUGGAUCUACGGCACUAAGAGGUUUAUGCAGGACCUGGAGGACAUGCUUGGUUUCAGGCCGUACUCCUUCUAUUACUACAUGUGGAGAUACGUGUCACCUGCCAUCCUGGUGGUUCUCAUCAUUGCCACUGUCAUCGAGAUGGCCGUCAGUCCUGCAGGAUACAACGCCUGGGUGGAAUCUGAGGGCUCAGAAAGUUUCCAUAGCUACCCUCCCUGGGCGUUAGCCAUGGCCUACGCUCUCAUCGUGGCAGCCAUGCUGCCUUUACCCAUCGUCUUCAUCGUCCGCCACUUCAACUUGAUCUCAGACGGCUCCAACAAGCUGUCUGUCUCCUACCGUAAGGGCAUGAUGAAGGACAUCUCCAACCUGGAGGAACAGGACGAGCAGCGCUUCAUCCUCAGCAAGAACCCCAGCGAGGCUCCCUCCCCGAUGCCCGCACACCGCGCUUACUUGGGCCCCGGCGGCACCCAGGAGAUGACCAACACCAACUACGGCACCAGCACCAAGACGGGCUACCAGAACAUCGGCUCACCCGAGUCUGAGCUAUGAUCCGCUGAGCUCGUAGAUCCUCCCUGUCCGCUAAGCCCUGCUUGAAGAGAGGGAAACAGAGGAAGUCAAGAAGGAGAGAAAAUUCACUUGAAGCAUUCAUCACACCUUAACCCUCAGAGCCCACUCCCUCAGUUCCCCCUUUUUCUGCUCCAUUGCUCCUUGCCUGUGGUAAAAGGGACCGCGUGAACGUGAACCCCACAAGAUACGGCGACUGUUUUCAUCUGUCGUGGCAUUACAGGGACAGAGAGAGAGGGACCGAGAUGGGAACAAAGAGAUGGAUGAAGUUUAGAGAGGUCAAGCGCUGGCUUGGAUGUUUUGGUAAUAAGCUCUGGCUGAGGUUAAGGUAUGUGCAAUGCUAUGAUGCUUUACUGAAUCCUUUGUGUUCACCAGUUUGUGCUUCUUCUGGUUCUGGUUCUGGUCUGGAGAGGAUUGUCAUGUGUGGGGACGGGAUGGAAGGAGAAAAAAAACAUUCAUCUUGUCCUGGUCUAUAUCACAGUAUGAGAGCAUUUCUCAUCUAGAAAACAAAAUGCAUCAAUAACAGUAUGUAACAAGUGAUCCUGAUGGUGUGAGUAGUGUUACAAGCACAUUAUAUCUUUAAGUUUAUCGUGCCUAUCAUACAUCAGCAAUAAUAGCCAGUCACAGUAAGGUCCACAUGAAACUUUGGGUCUCCUUCUAUCUCUGUGUUCCCACUGAUGUAGAAUACUGUACAUAUGUGUUGUGCAAUAGUUUGAGAUGUCACCGUAAAUCGUGCAUACACACCGCAAUAGUGCAAAACAAGAGGCAGCUUUUUUGCAUCUUCAUUCCAUGGGCACACAAGCACAGGCGCCUGCUGUCGUUAGAGCAUCUCUGAGCCUUAAGACAGAGCAGCACUUUUCUUUUCAGCAACAUUUUCCCAUCACAAGCAAGGCUUAGGGAGUCGACGCCAGCAGCACUUCACGCAUCCCCAUGCCCGGCCGCCCCAGACAAAGCUUUUCCAUUUUAAUCAAUCAUUUUAAUCAAGCGUUUCCAUUUUAAUGAAUGCGUGGGGAGGGCAACGGUGGCAGCGCACGGGCAGGAAUGAGCGGAGCAGGCUUGUGUUUGAUCAGGGGGCAGCUUCACGCUUGUCUGUCUCGGCAUUAGAGAGAGGCGAGACAGAGAAGCAAUGGGCAGUGUGAGUGUCGUCUUCAUGUUGUUGCCUGCUACUGAAUGAGAGCUCCCGGUGACCCUGCCCGUUAAAAAUAGCGCCGCGUUACCCAGGGGAAGCCGUGGCAACGCACCAUAGAUACAGAUCCUCUCUUCUGAUGCGGAGGAGGAAGAGGAGAGUGGACACCUUGCUUUGUCUGCUCCACCUGCACAGCUGUUUGUGCGGCGGAACAGAGACGAGACAUUUUGCUGUUAAAAAGCCCCAAAAGAAUGUCUCUCUAAUGUCGCUACAGUGCAUUGAAUGAGAGGUUCACUGCCAUGCCUUGCUGUGGAUUAAUCAUACUUCAUCCCUGAGAGGAUGGUAUUUAGGUUCAACAUUCGUCAAAUUGUGACCACUAUAUAGAAGACAUAAUUUCAUAAACACUACAACAUCAUUUUGAUGUUUUUUUUUGUGAACUGAUGUGUGAAAUCUAUUUUUUAUUAAUAUUAUUAUUAUUAUUUUAAUAGUAUAAUGUCGUACGACGGCGUGCGUUUAGGGGUGCAAUGUGGAAAUAUUCUGUGAUGUAAAUGUUUGGAAUAAGUAGUAAUACAUGGUUUUCACCACUGGGUGUCUCUGCUGGCCAGUGGAGGAGCCGAGGACGCACACUGUUCUGGAGGCCCCUCCCUGAGACAACAGCAACAUUUGAGACGGAGCAGAUGUAGUGUGAAGCACAGUCAGUCACAUUGUGUGGUGCCUGAACAGCAUCUGUGUUGUCUGUUUGCCUUACGCGUUUGUCAUCGUGUUUUCUUGAUUAUUUAGUACGUUUUUUUUUUUUUUUCCUAUGUGGAGUUUGGACCAGCGUUUCAUCUCAUUCACUCGAGCACUUUAAUUAUGCAGAGACCCUGGAGUUGUUUUGCUUGUCAAGGACACGUCAGAAAUCAGCUUUGUAGAAGGGGGGGAGAGUGAGGCGUAAAUGUCCGUGAACGGCACAAGUAACACAAGGCCAAGAUUUUUAGUCUCUUAUGUGUGUUGUCACAGAAGAUUUUUGAUAUUUAUCUUUACAUGUAAAAUAUUUGUAGUGGCUUUUUAUCAUUAAAACACUUCCUAAUUUACAUAAUGUAAGUGCUGAGCCACCCCGGUGAUCACAUGACUGCUACUGUACAUAGAGGCUGUGAUAUUGCUUUAAAAUAUAAUAGAAUUCACCAUCAAAUCAUAUAUUUGUAAUUGUCUGACUGUCAGUUAACGUGUUUUGUUUAACAGUGGCACUAAUGACGUGGAGUACAAAGAGAAAUCUGUAUUUAAGGAAGUAAAACAACAAUGAACCACUGUGAUAAUGCAACACAAUCAGGAAAGUCUCCAUUUUAAACACCGUGUUACAAAUGAGCAGGUUAAGGCUGUUAAUGCCUUCAGACACUGGAUUAUAACUACUUCAUUCUUUAACAUGCAAAGACGCAGACCUGAUUCACUACAUGUUCGCUGGCUUGAGAUUCAAAUGUCACACAACCUGACAUGAAAACACUUCCCUGCAGAUUUGGCUCAGAGUUAUUAAAGCACAUUUUUUUUAGGAAGCACAUAACUGGAAACAGAAGGAAGUAUUUAUGUCUCAGUUUCACUCCAAUCAACGAGCUAAAGCUCAGCGAGGGUGAAGUAGAUGAUGACACACGUAGACCGAGCUCUGAAUCCUGCACGUCACGAGAGCUCUCUGCAGCGUAAGGCUGCACACUGAAAUGCACUGCCAUCCCCAACCGAACCGCACUACAAGUCUACAAAAGCACCACUAGCUACGGACGAAUCUGCACAAUGCACAGGUCGAGACGUGUGACGCGAGCCGAGGCUGACGUACCGGGCCCCGUACGAAAGUGAGCACAACAACUUGCGGUAGCUAUAAAACACAGAGGCACAGCUGAUCUUUCCUCUUGGAACUCUGCACAAAUAUAAAGUAUAAUGUCUUCUCUUAUUGAUCCAACGUUGGCCAGUAAAAAGCCGUUGGCAUUUGGUAUUGAUACACACCACUGAAAACAAUUCCAGGGUCUCUCUGUCUUGUCCACGUGUCAGCUGUGUUGCAAGAAACAUCUAGAAGUGAACUCAGUUAAAUUACUUGAGAUGAAGAGUGAGUUUAUUUAACUGUGCAAAUAAUCGUUAUGUGACCAACCAUAGUUAUAUUUAUAGUAUUUAAGGAGAUGUAUUUAAUCUGUACAUAUCGAUGUACAUUCUGAUGAAUUCACACUGAGUAUCUAUAGUGAGAGUGACAGGGUGUAAACUUGAGCUGUAAAUAAUAAUUGUAUAUUUUGAGAUAUUUUUUGAUUUUUUGUACUGUCAGUAAUGUUACUUUGGUGUCUGUUGGUUUCUGGUGUUUGUGUGUGGUUGUUCUCGAUAAAAAGAAAAAUAAUGGCUGAGCGUGCUGAGUGUGCGUGCAUGUGUGAGUGUGUGUGUGAGCGUGCGUGUGUGUGUGCGUAAGUAAAAGUAUACGUAGGAUUUUUGGUGUUUCAAUGUGUGUGUUUUUCUCCUCUCUCAGUGUUGUGUGCUGCUGAUCUAAUCCCGUAGAAUAAAUCCUGUUGUUACAGUGGACUGGGACCACUGGGUGUUUAAAGCAAUCUCUUCUCUGUGUCUCUCACUGGAACUUCGGUGGCUUUCCAGCACAAAACUGGCAACACAAUCAAGAAGAAAUGUUCGACUGUAACAAUGAGACGGACACUCUCAUUCUGUGGUACAAUAACUGUACAAACAUGAUGGCGCGAACAGGAAAUUAAAAUAACCACUUUUACCAAACCUACAUAA